Messenger RNA from Talpa occidentalis (Iberian mole), 2035 nucleotides. It is a transcript of the gene PRIM2, whose product is annotated as DNA primase subunit 2. Bases 127 to 1644 code for a protein of 505 amino acids. NCBI's taxonomy places the organism in Eukaryota, Metazoa, Chordata, Mammalia, Eulipotyphla, Talpidae. The record is from RefSeq and is a predicted model, not a curated record. Gene Ontology annotation, cellular component: alpha DNA polymerase:primase complex. Gene Ontology annotation, biological process: DNA replication, synthesis of primer. The transcript has 14 exons.
CCGAGGACCCGCCUCUCUGCCCGGCGCAUCCGCUUCCGUAAUGAAAUCAUCUGAAAUUUCCCGCCACCCGGGAGAAGCGGCUCUCAGUGUUGGUGUUUUUUCACGUUUGCGGUGUUGUAGGUAACGAUGCAGUUUUCUGGUGGAAAGCGGAGGAGACUGAAGUUGGCAGGUGACCAAAGGAUUGCUUGCUACCCUCACAGCCUUCAGUUUUACUUGCAGCCGCCUUCUGAAAACGUAUCUUUGAUAGAAUUUGAAACCUUGGCCGUCGAUAGACUUAAAUUGCUGAAAGCAGUUGAAAAUCUUGGUGUGAGCUAUGUGAAAACAACUGACCAAUACCGGACUAAGUUGGAGUCUGAGAUCCGAAAGCUCAAGUUUUCCUUCAGAGAAAACCUAGAAGAUGAAUAUGAACCAAGAAGAAGAGAUCAUAUUUCUCACUUUAUUUUGCGCCUUGCUUAUUGCCAGUCUGAAGAACUUAGACGCUGGUUCAUUCAACAAGAAAUGGAUCUCCUUCGAUUCAGAUUCAGUAUUUUACCCAAGGACAAAAUUCAAAGUUUCUUGAAGGAUAGCCAUUUGCAAUUUGAGGCUAUAAGCAAUGAAGAGAAGGCUCUCCGAACACAGGAUAUUUUAAAUUCAUCACCCAGUCUACCUGGGGCAAAGUUGGAGUCAGUUUAUAAGAUCCCAUUUGCUGAUGCUUUGGAGUUAUACCGAGGAAGGAAAGUCUACCUGGAAGAUGGCUUUGCCUAUGUACCCCUUAAUGACAUUGUGGCAAUUGUCCUGAAUGAAUUUAGAGCCAAACUCUCCAAGGCUUUAGCAUUAACAGCCCGGUCCUUGCCUGCUGUGCAGUCUGAUGAGAGACUUCAGCCUCUGCUUAACCACCUCAGUCAUUCCUACACUGGUCAAGAUUACAGUACACAGGGAAAUGUUGGGAAGAUUUCUUUAGAUCAAAUUGAUUCGCUCUCUACCAAAUCCUUUCCACCUUGCAUGCGUCAGUUACAUAAAGCCUUGAGGGAAAAUCAUCAUCUUCGUCAUGGAGGCCGCAUGCAGUAUGGCCUCUUCCUGAAGGGCAUUGGUUUAACGCUGGAACAGGCAUUGCAGUUCUGGAAGCAAGAAUUUAUCCGAGGAAACAUGGAUGCAGACAAGUUUGACAAAGGCUAUGCUUAUAAUAUCCGGCACAGCUUUGGAAAGGAAGGCAAGAGAACAGACUAUACACCUUUCAGUUGCUUGAAGAUUAUUCUAACCAAUCCACCAAGCCAAGGGGAUUAUCAUGGGUGCCCAUUCCGUCACAGUGAUCCAGAGCUGCUGAAGCAGAAGUUGCAGUCAUACAAGAUCUCUCCCGGAGGGAUAAACCAGAUUUUGGAUUUAGUAAAAGGGACACAUUACCAGGUAGCAUGUCAGAAGUACUUCGAGAUGAUACAUAAUGUUGAUGAUUGUGGCUUUUCUCUGAAUCAUCCUAAUCAAUUCUUUUUUGAGAGCCAACGGAUUCUAAAUGGUGGUAAAGACAUCAAGAAGGAAUCCAUCCAACCAGAAACUCCUCAGCCCAAAACAAAUGUCCAGAAAACCAAAGAUGAAUCAUCUGCUCUUGCCUCUUUAAAUUCCUCUCUGGAGAUGGAUAUGGAGGGACUAGAGAGUUACUUUAAUGAAUGAUUCUUGGGUCGUUAGUAACUUUCUAUGUGCAGUAAUUUUCAUUUCCUGCUUUUAAGACUUGACCUUUUUAUCUAACUGUGUCUGCACCCUAUUCCAGCCUCAUGUACACACACCUCUUAGGAAAGCUGACUUGCCCGUAAAAACAGACUUCUACUAUAUUUUGCUUUGACAAAGAGAAGAGGAUGAGUUUCUCCUAAAAUCUAACAUUUGAAUUGUGUUAUUUAAUCCCUGUUUUAGGAGAUAAAACAGCUUCCUAAACUGGUUAUACAGUCUCAGAAAUGAUACAAUUGAAAACAACUUUUAACCCUUAUUAUAAUUUUGACCCAGUCCAUUUCUGAAAUAUUUUUGUUAAUAAAUGCCAAUGUUUUAAAUGUUAUAUGACUCUGUGUAU